Molecule: messenger RNA, 1079 nt
Organism: Callorhinus ursinus (northern fur seal)
Lineage: Eukaryota; Metazoa; Chordata; Mammalia; Carnivora; Otariidae
Source: RefSeq, a predicted model, not a curated record
AACCAGAUCUCCCUUCAUUUGCCAACACCUCACCCCGAGCUGCUGACCCACCAGCCUCCCGCUGUCUUUCCCUCCGUGGGACCCUGAAAAGCAGGAGGAAGGGAGAAGCAAGAGCCCAGCCAGCACCCCGGAGCCACCUGCGGCUCCCCCAGCCACCGUUUCCCUGCGAGGACCCGGCCGCCGGGCCCCCUGGGUCAGCAGCAGCAUGAGUCUGGGCAUCAUGGAGGAGGAAGACCUGGCAGAGUACUUCCGGCUGCAGUAUGGGGAGCGCCUGUUACAACUGCUGCAAAAGUUCCCCAACAUUGACGAUCAGUCGGAGUCCCCAUCCAUCCGGCUCCUGGAGAAGAAGAAGGAGGCCAAGAUCAUGCACCAAGUUAUGGAGCAGAAGAAGGAGACAUUUCAGCGUAGAAUGGAAACCCUGAACCUGCGCUGGGAGGAGCUGGGCAUCAAGGAGGCCCAGCUGAAGGCCCACAUCCAGAAGUUUGAGCAGUUCAUCCAGUUCGAGGAGAUCCACGAGGUGAUUGCGCGCUACAAGACGCUGGUGAGCAUGCACCAGGACCUGAUGCAGUCGGCGCAGGAGGGCCAGGAGAAGAUCGAGCGCGCCAAAGCGCGGCUGGCGCGCUACAUGGAGGAGAAGGACGACGAGAUCCUGCAGCACAACAACGAGCUGGCGCGACUGCAGAUGCGCUUUGACCGCGCCCGCAGCGACGUCAUCGUCUGGGAAUCUCGCUGGGCACACAUCCAGAACACUGCCGCCAAGAAGACCCUCUUGCUUGGCACCAUUAAGAUGGCGACACUGAACCUCUUCCAGAUCGUGAGCAAGCAGCUGAAGGAGACCACCACCGUGUCCCUGGAGGACACGCAUAAACAGCUGGACAUGAUCCAGCAGUUUAUCCAGGAUCUGUCGGACAUCUGGGCAGAGGUGAGGAAGAAAGAGCAACAGCAAGUCCGGGUUUAGGGAGCAGCCGCGGUUCCAGAAUGUUCUGAGACAGAGACGGAGAGAAGAUGGGUUCCUGGUGAGCUUGCAGUCCCGUCAGCCCAGUCCAGCUGUCUGGGGACCCCUGUGCCUUUCUGCUGGC